Anneissia japonica is the source of this 651-nucleotide messenger RNA. RefSeq names its product putative nuclease HARBI1. The record is from RefSeq and is a predicted model, not a curated record. The annotation marks the transcript as partial. Lineage: Eukaryota; Metazoa; Echinodermata; Crinoidea; Comatulida; Comatulidae. The transcript has a single exon.
AGGACGGAGUUAAUUAAUGGAGUGCAAGUGCCACUGAUGCUACUUGGAGAUCCUGCUUAUCCUCUUCAUCACUGGCUAAUGAAAGGCUUCCCUGUCAGGGAAAACAUUACGAGAGAACAGCGAAGGUUUAAUUACAGGCUGUCUAAAGCACGGAUGGUGGUUGAGAGAAGCUUUGGGAUGCUGAAAGGGAGGUGGAGAUUGUUGAUGAAGCGUAAUGACAGUGCUUUGAGAAAUAUCUCCCAUAUGGUGCUUUCAUGCUGCAUACUCCACAACUUCUGCAUUGAAGAAGGGGAGGUGUACAACCCAGAGUGGGAUAACGUGGUUGAGGACAAUCCACUACAACAGCCACAACCCCAAGAACCAAGACCCCAGGCAAAUCCAACCGGGAAUGAGACACGUGAAGCAUUAGUGGGCUACUUUCAAAAUCAGUAACCUGUGCACUAUUACUCGCCUUGUAGUGGUAUUCUGCAAACGCUAUCUAGUUACUCGCGAGAACAUUUGUUGCACCUUUAGCAGACAAUGGACUCUAUUUUAGGUACAUGUAUAAUGUAUCAUAAAAUGUACAUACAAAAUGUAUCUGUAAAUAUUUUUUAUUUGUUUGCUGUAAUCUGUAUUAUAUUGUGAAUUACACUAGUACUCUUUCAGUUUGAA